Molecule: messenger RNA, 2054 nt
Organism: Melitaea cinxia (Glanville fritillary)
Lineage: Eukaryota; Metazoa; Arthropoda; Insecta; Lepidoptera; Nymphalidae
Product: protein SCAI
Exons: 9
Coding region: 4-1734 (576 amino acids)
Biological process (GO): DNA-templated transcription
Cellular component (GO): nucleus
Molecular function (GO): transcription corepressor activity
Source: RefSeq, a predicted model, not a curated record
ACAAUGAGUCCAAUCUCUGAGAAGGAAAGGAAGAUAAUUCUCGAAUUCUGCCAUUUACUCGAAAAAUCUAAGCAACUAUUCAAUGGACUAAGAGAACUUACUCCAUACGGAAACAAACAAUGGCAAGCACAUUUUGGCCGUACUUUUGAUAUUUAUGCAAAACUCUGGAAAUUUCAACAACAAUUUCGACCCGUAUUGGACCAAAGAUAUGGCUUGAAACGAUGGCAAAUUGGUGAAAUAGCUUCUAAAAUAGGACAACUAUAUUAUCAUUUUUACUUACGGACAAGUGAAAUAAAUUAUCUCAUCGAAGCCUAUUCUUUUUAUUUGGCUAUAAGAGGACGACAGUACUACAACCUCGCGAGCAAAGAAGCGAAAUCAGAACUUAUGGUGAAAAAACUGCGCUACUACGCAAGAUUUAUUGUUGUCGCUAUACUCUUGAGGCAGUCUGAAAUAAUCAAUGAUCUCCUGAUUGAAUUAGAAAAACAAAUUGUUGCAUAUGGACAAGCAUACGAUCCCAAUGAUCAAGCUGAGUGGUUAAACGUUUUGGAAGAGGUACGAGCAUUUCUCAAUGCUGACCCUGGUGUGUCAAUUAUAGACCAAGAAAAUAAUAACAGAAUUAUUACUUUGAGCGGUCGUCUCAGUCGCCAUACAAUUCCACCAGUUGAAAGAACACUCCAAAUGAAUUUGAAGCUGCAAGACGCUAUUAUAAUAGGCAGCGGUACACAACUCGUCAAAUUCUCAGAAUUGACAAUCGAUAUGUUUCGUAUGCUACAAAACUUGGAAUGGGAAAUUGAUGUCCCUAUUAAAGAUCCAUCGGUUGACUCUCCACACGCGUCUGGAGAAACAUCUAAAACACCCAAACGUAUUGGCGUACAUUGCGAAAGUGGAAAUGUUAAUCCUCAUAAAUAUUUACUGUUCAAGCCGUCUGCUUGUCAGGUUGUUACAUACGUUGCUAGCACAAUUAACGAACUGCCAAAGAAGGGUGUGCUACUUAUUUUUAUAUCUGCAGACGGUUAUCAUCCUCAUCAAAACACGCAUCCAGAAAAUUAUACUUAUGACAUUGGUGGCCUGAUAACGUCAUCUAAAUCGGACAUCUACAGGGAUUACAACAGGGAAACAAAAGCUGGCAGCAGUAAAUAUAAAAACAAGCACAUCCUUUAUCCAGGCGACUUGCAACCAUUCACCAGAAAACCACUCGUUUUGAUCGUUGAUUCAGACAAUUCAUAUGCAUUUCAACAUAUUUCUAGAACAUUCGGAUUGCCUCUCUUAGUGCUUAUGUCACCAUUGUCAUUACCAGCUACAAUAAAUGAUCGGAGUAGUCAUGGCAGUUUGUUCACACUGUUCUUACACAAUCCGAUAGCUGGACUAUGCAAUUCUUGCGAAAUCUUUACCAUAACUUUGGAAACGUGGGAGAAAUGUUCACAUUUACGUGACGUUUUCAUGAAAGAAGCCAUACAUUUGUUGAUGAGAAUAAGAGUAGAUUUGACUUACCACGCCUUUCUCGGCUGUGAAUUCUUACGUCUUCUAAUAUUGAGAUAUAUUUUCUGUGAAUGUACUUUGCGCUUACACCGAGGAUUUCGUGCAAGGACUAAUCUACCGCGUGCCUCGCCACCUCUCCCCGACGAAUUGAUGGAGAACUGUGACCUUAUGGCCAUCGUCCUUGAUAUAGCAGACUGCAUUGGGGUUCGUGAAUACUUUUACGAUCUUUCGGGUCCUGAGACUACGAGGGACUAAACCAACUAGACCGAAUUUACAAAAUAUUGAAGCUAUUUUACCAUUGUUUGUAAUUUGAGGGUGUAAUGGAGUAUAUAUUAUUUCAAAGUGCAUAUAAAGUGAUCGACUUUUGAGUAUAGCAGAAUUCGGAAAUAACGUGACAUUCAUAAAUUUGUAAAAACUGAACCAAUUUUAAAAUAAUCUAUUAUGUAAGUUUUAUUGUAUGUAAAUGCUUAAGUGGUGAGAAGGUGUGUGAAAUUAUUAUACUAGAAGAACUUAUAUUUAAGAAAUUAAAAAAAAUAUAUGCAAAAUGUUACAUCACGUACGUGGUGUACAAUAAA